GAUCCAGCAUUUUCCAGACGACAAAGUCUGAUGAUGGAGCUAAGAUCAUGCUUCAAUUCAACAUCUAACCACACUGCUGUGGGUUCACAGAAGAUCGCACCUGCUGUAGUUCUGGGUUUGUGCUGUUUGGUUGGUUUGCCAAGCAACAUCGCAGUGAUCAUCAGCAUUGCUCGUGAGUGGAACAGAAAUCUGAGCUUCACCUUAAAACUAAUGAUUAACCUUGCAGUAUCUGAUGCUUUGACCCUGUGUUUGGCUCCUUUUGUGCUGUAUGGAAUACUGUUUGGAUGGAUAUUCAGCCUUUGGUUUUGUAAGUUCUUGUUUUUUUUGGGUCACUGGAGUCUGUAUGUUGGUGUCCUGACGGUCACAUCCAUGAGCGUGCACCGCUAUCACAAUGUCAUCAAGUCAAGAGUCACUAACAGGAUGAUACUGCAGAGACUGGAAAGACGGCACAGGCACCUUCAGCUGAUUGGCAUCUGGACUCUAGCAUUUGUUUUUGCCCUACCAGUAUUUUUCACUCAGAAAGUCAGUAAUGGAUUGCAAAGAUGUCAGAGGACAAUGGAGUCACAGUCUGUAGAAGUAACUGUUUUGCUUUUUGAGAUCUUGUUGGGGUUCAUCAUCCCAUUUUUGACAAUGUUGACAUGUUAUCUCUGGUUGGACAAAGGGUUGAGACAAAAAGCCAAGAGAUCCAGUCUAACUAGAGCUUCAAAGGACCAGGAACCCAGAAACCAGGGGACAAACAUUAGGACUUACAAGAAGAGACUUGUGAUCAGCAUCGUUGUGGCUUUCUUUGUGUUUUGGACUCCUGUGCACAUUAUCAAUGUGAUUGAUUUAGUCACAACUCUGACUAAAAUUUCUCAUCCAGAUGUUUAUUGUCAACUGAAGUCCUUCCGCCAAAGAUACGGUGAUACAAACAAGGCUGUGGCUUUGCUAAACUGCUGUCUGAAUCCUUUUCUCUAUGCCAUGUCUUCAGGAAAUAUUAUGAAAUGUUUCAGAAAGAGAUAAUUCACAAUUUAUGAUGGAAUUAUUUAUUUUCAGUUAAAUAUUUAUAUUUAUUUAUUUUACAGCAGAACCCUUUUUAUAAGGUUCCAUAAAUAACCAUGCUUUGAAAGUGCUAUAUACUGCAGGACCUUCAUAGUGUUAUAUAAACGUUUAAUAAUAGUUUAUUGUUUAAUUAAUAUUAGUAUAUUUAUUUAAUUAACAUUCAUAUAAAUAUAUAGCCUAUAUUAUUUAUUAAUAUUGUUUUCAACCUCUCUGUCCGGCCUGUCUUAUAAUAAUAUUUUAGCCUGUAGUAAAACAAAAAAAUCUAAAAUAGUGAAGACCAAAUUCCAGUAAAAUAUCU
This is a messenger RNA of Labeo rohita (rohu), 1339 nucleotides long. Its product is annotated as leukotriene B4 receptor 1-like. The coding region runs from base 31 to 1002 and encodes 323 amino acids. Gene Ontology annotation, biological process: immune response; G protein-coupled receptor signaling pathway. The record is from RefSeq and is a predicted model, not a curated record. The transcript has a single exon. Gene Ontology annotation, cellular component: membrane. Gene Ontology annotation, molecular function: G protein-coupled receptor activity. NCBI's taxonomy places the organism in Eukaryota, Metazoa, Chordata, Actinopteri, Cypriniformes, Cyprinidae.